AGCAUGAUAGUCUCGUUCGAGGCCUUCGCAAAUCGCUCGAGUAAUUCAACUUUUGUGAAAAAAUUUCAUCGUUUUAUCGAGGGAUCGGCUUCCUCAAGGCAUUUGGAUGAGAGGAAGUCUUUAGACAAACUGCUACAUCAAAGAAAUAUUCUAGUCAGCAAGUAUUGUACUUUGUCUACGAGAUGACAGGACAAUAAUGACAACCAAAAGGCCAUCUCUUGCGAUGGACAGCAAGUGAAAACUUCUAGCUUUCCAACAAAAAAUUUUGAUGUGUUGUAUUUCUAUUAUUAUGGCUGGUCUACAGCAUGAGUGACCCGUCAGACUUGUUAAAUUUAAUUGGAUCUGGAGGGAGUCUUUUUGACGAGAUUGGCAUAAGUGGUAUGCCUUCGUCAUCUCUUCCUCAAACCUCGACAACUGAUCAGUAUUUUAACAUGGACUCAUUUCAAAGUUUUCCAAAUCAGCAACAAGGCACACCGCAGCAGAAGCUCUAUCAUUUAGAGGGACAGUCUUCGUCACAGGAGCAAUUUCAACCUUUUUCUCAGAAGUUGAGCCAUUUUGCUAACCCUAUGCUCAGUCAGCAAGGUAACGCUUUUCAAAAUCCCCCAACCAAUAAACCUCAGAAUCAACAGUUUCCAAGAAUGCAAGGGAUAAGAAUGCAAUCUCCCUCGCAGUUCACCCCCCAACAAAGCACAUCCCCCGGUGCUAAUUGGCGCGGCCAAUCAAAUAUGGGUAACUCCUUUGGAUCGUUCAUGCCGCAACAAACCCCCCAAUCAACCGCUGAGCAGGGUGUACCUGGCACGCCCAUGCCUCAAGGUUACAUGAGUCCACAGCAAACCAAUAUGCAAAGACUCCAACAUUUCAUGACAAACAAACAGUCGAACCCAAUGUUGAGCCAAUCCCCAAACCCUUUCAUGGGUCAGGUAGACAACACCUCCACAUUGACGGACAUUAGUAAUUCCACUCCAAAAAUGAACAACCAGAAUAAAACUGUGUCCCCUGGUCAACAGUUCAACCCUGAGAUGGGAAGACAGGAACAAUUAAGUAAACUUCAUCACUUGGUCUCAGGAGGAAUAUCAUCACCGACAUCGAACGCAGGAACCAUCACCAGUUCGGCUGUGUCAGGUUUCCCACCCUCCAGCAGCUCAUCAUUCACUCCACCACCAGAUCCGUUUUCACCCAACAAAAACCUAACACCCAUGUACAACAACAUGCAACAGCAACAACAACAGCCACCGCCGCCGCAACAAACGUCAAUGCCUAACCAAACACAAAUUCAAGCGCAAGAUCCGUUCACCCAAACUCCGCCGCCCAACACAAUGCAACAGGAUUACAUGAUGAGACGACCGCAGCAGUUUCAAGAUGGAAACUACCCGAUGAGACCAAACAUGCCGUUUCAACAACAAAUGAUGAACCAGAAUCCAAUGUCGAGUCAACUGAAGAGCGCUCAUUUGCUGUAUCAGCUUCAAAGAUUGCAGCAACAAAUCUCACAAGUCCGAGAGCUCCCGUCUCCAGCACGAGACCAACCACUGCAGCAGCUGCAACAACAGUUCAGUCGUCUGUAUCACAUGUAUUUGAUGGAUCAACAGAGGCAGAAGAAACAGCAGCAAGCUGUUGCACAAAUGAGAUUUGAUCAAGAAAACAUUUUAAAACAACAACACCAGGACAAGGCGAACAGAAUUGUUGCAGAGGCAAUCGCUAAAUCAGCGCUCAUGAAUAGCGGUUACAACUACCAAGCUGAAUCGCAGAUGAAAUGUUAUGGACAACAAUUUGGACCAGCCGUGAAAGGACCUAUGAACUAUGAUAUGCAACAAGAUAAAAUAGCUCAGAGGAAAGCAGCCGAACCCAUUGUUCUGCCGCCACCAAUUGUAAAUGCUUUGCCAAAGACUGUGCGAACCUCGUCUAAGCCUCCUGCAACCGUGCUCAGUAAGCCAGUGAUCAAGCGUGAACGCAGAGAUUCGUCAGAUCAUGAACCGUCACCACCAAACUCUCCUGGUAGUUUUUACCAAGAAGACUAUCAUCCUGCCAGUAUUACUCGGCGGUCCCUACGAGAGCGAAGGAAAAAGACCUACAAGGAGGACUUUGACUAUAAUCUUUCCGAGGAAGAGGAUGGAGGGGGUAGCAGAGCUGCUAAGGGUGGUGGUGAUGCUAGCAAGUCAGAAUUAGGCGAGCUGGACCCUGGUGCCCUUCCUGUACCAGAGGAAAUUCCACUUCAAGAAGAGAAUCUGAUUGUGGAGAAAAUUCUUACACUACGCACUCAGACCAAGGAAGAUGGGUUCGCACAAGAAGAGUUUCUGGUGAAGUAUAAAAACUAUUCUUAUCUUCAUGCUGAGUGGGCAACAGCUGAGAAACUGAAUCAGCUGGAUAAACGAGUUCAAAUGAAAAUCAAGAGAUUCUUCGUUAAGAGAAAUGCUAUGCCCUUUCCUGAUGAGAUUGAUGAUGAACCAUUCAAUCCAGACUAUGUGGAAGUUGAUCGUGUUCUGGAUGUUUCAACAGGAGUUGAUCAAGCCACUGGCGCGCCCGUCAGUCAUUACUUAGUGAAGUGGAGAUCACUGCCUUACGAUGAAAGUACUUGGGAAGUUGAGGCUGAUGUUGAUGAUCAGUCCGUCACCAGGUUUCGCAGUGUCCAAGUUGCGCCUCCUCAACACGAGAGACAGUUUCGUCGCCGUCCUCACCCGAGCGAGUGGCGAAAACUGGAACAAUCUCCGGUGUUCAAGAACUCGAACACUCUACGGGAAUAUCAGCUGGAAGGAUUGAAUUGGCUGACGUUUUGCUGGUAUAACGGACAAAACUGUAUUCUUGCCGAUGAGAUGGGUCUUGGCAAGACCAUUCAAAGUCUGACCUUCCUACUUCAUGUUCAGCAAUACGGUAUCCGCGGUCCGUUUCUCGUCAUCGCUCCGCUCUCGACCAUCGCAAACUGGCAGCGAGAAUUUGAAGGCUGGGGCGACAUGAAUGUUGUUGUUCAUCAUGGCAGCGCUGCAAGCCGUCAUCUCAUUCAACAAUACGAGUUCUAUUUCCGUGGAUCUCAGGGUGAACCUUUGAUUGGUAUUUUCAAGUUCAAUGUGCUGAUCACAACCUACGAAAUUCUGAUAGCCGAUAAUAUAUUGUUGAGCAGCGUCCCGUGGAGGGUCGUGGUGAUAGAUGAAGCUCACAGGUUGAAGAACAGAAAUUGUAAAUUAUUAGAAGGAUUGAACAACUUGCAGAUGGAGCAUCGAAUUCUACUCACGGGCACACCUCUGCAAAACAACGUCGACGAGUUGUUUAGUUUGUUGAACUUUCUUGAGCCGGCUCAGUUUCCAUCACAGGGAGCUUUCCUGAUGGAGUUUGGAAAUCUCAGAACAGAAGCUCAAGUAGAAAGACUGCAAGCCUUGUUACGACCGAUGAUGUUGAGACGAAUGAAAGAAGAUGUGGAGAAGAGUUUGGCGCCAAAAGAAGAGACGAUUGUUGAGGUCGAGUUAACAACCGUUCAGAAGAAAUUCUACCGAGCGAUUCUUGAACGAAACUUCUCGUUCCUGAACAAAGGAGCCGUGUCCACGUCUAACGUACCAAACCUCAUGAACACGAUGAUGGAACUUCGUAAAUGUUGCAAUCAUCCGUUCCUCAUCAACGGCGCCGAGGAAAAGAUCGUCGGUGAAUAUCAGGCGAACUUCACCGGAGAUAAUCGAACAUCCAUUCAUUUGACAUCCUUGAUUGAGGCCUCAGGAAAGUUGGUGCUGAUUGACAAGUUAUUGCCGAAGCUGAAAAUUGGAGGACACAAAGUAUUGAUCUUCUCUCAAAUGGUGCGAUGUCUGGACAUCUUGGAGGACUAUCUUAUUUGCAAGAAAUAUUUGUUUGAGAGGAUCGACGGUCGUGUUCGUGGUAAUCUCCGUCAGGCGGCGAUUGAUCGCUUCUCGAAACCCGACUCAGAUCGCUUCGUGUUCUUGCUGUGUACCCGCGCUGGUGGCCUGGGGAUUAAUCUGACUGCCGCUGACACUGUGAUCAUCUUCGACUCAGAUUGGAAUCCGCAAAACGACCUGCAGGCUCAAGCAAGGUGUCAUCGUAUUGGGCAGGCAAAAUCGGUGAAGGUUUAUCGCCUGAUAACCAGGAACUCCUAUGAAAGAGAGAUGUUUGAUCGAGCUAGUUUGAAGCUUGGCUUGGACAAAGCUGUCCUGCAAUCAAUGAACGCCAAGGAGGGCAACACGAAUGCCGCUGGUGGACAAAACCAAGCGCUGUCUAAGAAGGAGAUUGAAGAUCUUUUGAGGAAAGGUGCUUAUGGCGCUGUGAUGGACGACGACGAGGCCAGCUCGAAGUUUUGUGAAGAAGAUAUCGAUCAGAUUCUGGAGCGACGAACACAAAUCAUUACUAUAGAUUCAGUGGGACAGGGAUCUACGUUUGCUAAGGCAAGUUUCACGGCAACGAAGAAGGGAGAUGAAAUAGACAUCGAUGACCCUGAUUUCUGGAAAAAAUGGGCGAUGAAAGCUGAUAUUGAUGUCGAUGAGCUCAUGAAUAAGGAUGAGCGAAUUAUUGACGCUCCUCGUCAACGUAAACAAACCAAGAGAUAUGGCCGCGGAGAUGACGUUGAUUUUGAGUUGUCAGACCUUGACUCUGACGAGGAGGUACCGCAGGCGAAACGUAAGGCCUGGUCACGAGUCGAGUGCUUCAAAGUCGAGAAAAACCUCCUCGUUUUUGGCUGGCAAAGAUGGAAAGAUGUUAUCCACGCCAUUCGAAAGAGGAAGCUAAGUGAGCGUGAAGUGGAAGCAAUAUCACGAUCGAUUCUCUUGUUUUGUGUGCACGCGUAUCGCGGCGACGAGAAGUUACGAUCGUUCAUUCUCGAGCUGAUCAAACCGCUCACGACGCGCGAGAGGCUGGCGAGCGAGGACCUGGACGCGACCUACAUGCCCGUGCAGAAGGGGAGUGGGAAGAAGUCGAAGAAGAGCGCGAAGAAAGGCAAGGGUAGCAGCAAGAACGUGAACAAGAGCGCCAUAGCCGUGAUUGAAGCUUUGGGUGACUGGAAGAGUAUUAAUCCAGAGCUGUUGAUCCUGGACGAGGGGUAUAAGAAACAUCUACGACAUCACUGUAACAAAAUUUUACUACGGGUCAGAUUAUUGUAUAUAAUGCGUGUGGAAGUUGUUGGGGCUAUGGAGGCCGCUGUACGGAAUGACUGCUUAGCAAGUGAUAUCAACGUGAAUCUUCCUGUGACGGAAGGUGAUCCUCCCAUCGACUGGUGGAGCGAAGACGCUGAUAAAUCUCUGGUGAUCGGUGUUUAUAAACAUGGUUACGAACGCUACAACGCCAUCAGAGCUGAUCCUUGUUUGAUAUUCCUCAAGAUAUGUGGCCCGCCUACGUCAUCAGAUGACGCAACCACUGGUGACGCCAUCGAUGGUGAAGGAAUGAGGGAGGAAGACGACAGCAGAGAUGAUCCAGAUUAUCAUCUUCCUCAGGAUAAUAAAAAUGAAGAGGGAGAGUCCGAUGAUGAUGUUGACUUUGAUAUGGAAGGAAAGGACGCUCGACAAGCAAGCAAGGAGAGUGUAAAGACCGAGAAACCACCUGCUGUUGAAGGUUCUCAAUCUAAUCCUGCGCCCGCAUCAAACUUUCUUCCCUGGCCGUCGCCUUCUGACCUCAAUACCAGACUACGGAGAAUUGUCGCCGGAUUUCAGCGCAUUUUGAAGAAGGAGGAACUGAAGAGAGUUGCAGUAGAGAAGGAAAACAGACGAAAAGAAAAGGUGGAAGAAGCUGUCAGACAGAAAGAAUUAAAGAAAGCAGAACAAGCUCAGAAAUGGUCAAAACGUGAGGAAGUCGAUUUUUAUCGUUGUGUUUCAACGUACGGUGUUCACAUCAACCCAGGCACGGGAGAGUACGAUUGGACGAAGUUUAGACAAAUGGCUCGUCUUGACAAGAAAAAUGAUGAUCGUCUGUCUGCGUACUUUAACGAGUUUCUGGCGAUGUGUAAGCGAGUGUGCGGUCGAGCCACUGACGAGGAGAUUAUUCUAGGUCAGAACGUAGAAGCUAUCUCAGAGGAACGAGCGAACAGGUGUCUACGACGUGUUGAACUCAUGACGAUGCUGCGCUUGGAGGUCCUCAAUCACCCGGAACUUGAUGAGAGGUUGAAACUGGCACAGCUAACCCCAGAUCUUCCCUCGUGGUGGCAAUGUGAGAAACACGACAAGGAUCUCCUCAUUGGUGUCUCGAAACACGGUCUUACACGAACUGAUCUCAAUAUCCUUGAAGAUCCUGAACUGUCGUUUUAUGAAUUGAAAAUUGAAAUGGAUACACAGCAUAUAGCACUGGCAGGCAACUCAAUGGAUUUGGCCAGCGGCAGUCCCGAGUCUGCGUCGCGAAGUGUCAGCGGAACUCCUGUGUCGUUCGAGCGAAGACUGGAUAAAAAUGUCCUAGAUAAGAUCGAGACAUUAGAGAGUCGAGAAGGCUCUCUGGAUACACAGACAUUCCCAGUUACCCCUAAACCAACCAGCGUGAUCCUACCUAACCCUCAGACAACAGCGAGUGCUACAACAGCUGAUGAUACUUCAAGAAAUACUGAACCUGCGCCAUCUGCACCACCCGCCCAACCCGCACCACCCUACAAUAAACAGAAUUACAUCAACGACAUGCCUUCUGUACCCGGAUCAGACGCGCUCUCCUCAUUGGUCAAACAAGUAUCCUCGCUUCCGUCCAAUCCAGCUAAUCCUAGCGGUAACUUCAACCCAGGUGCCGAAAGACGACCGGAUAUUCCGCCGACAUUCAUGGACGCUGACUCCCAGGGAAGUUUACCCCCGGAUGUAAACAACCUGAAUCCUGUUGUCAACGAAUCUCUUUCGAUCAAGAUCUGGUGGCCAAAAGAUCGCGUGGUUUUCCACAGAGUUCAGCAACUCUGCCAGUUAGUGCUCACCGGCGAGUGGCCAGCAAAACCGGAAAAACCAGAAAGGUUAAUUGAUCAACCUGCUCCUGCCGCUAGCGAUGUUUCAAUGUCCCCGAGUGGGUUCCCUGUGUACGCCGAGGGCGAAAUGGACGGCAGCUUGGGACCAGAGGCUCUGGUUGACCCGGUGUCGAAGGCUUUCAAAGUUAAAAAGCACGAGGGAUUGAAAGUGACCUUGAAGAAGAACAGAAAGAGGAAGAAGAAAGAUGAAGAAGCAGGUGCAAUGAUGGAUGGACUGAGUGAUAUGAAUCUACCCCCUGAUGCUCUCUUACAACAACCACCGUAUCAAAAUGAUGCCAACUAUCCCAUGGGCAUGGAGCCGUCGGAAAUGGUGCCGCAGUUAACGGCGCCAAAACAGCGAAGGAAGCGACAACGAAGAACCGAAAAACCGCAAAAACUGCCGACAGAAAAGAAGAAACGCGGCCGAAAGUCGAAAAUGGAGAAGCUGAUGGCGCAAGCGGCCGCUGAUACCAUCCACGCGGGCUUGGCAUCGCAACCGGGCGUGGAGUGGGCCCACGCUCACAAGAGUGGUGGUGGCGCGUUCAUUCAAGGAGAAAUGAUGAACGGUCCACAGCCUCAUGAGUCGGUGAUCGUGAAAGAUGUCAAUUUGAGGGGAGCUUCGCUUGAGAAUCAACUGUCAGAGCCUCCUCGUGUUCCUCCCCAUGCAAACACCGAGGCGACCUCACCAUCAAGCACAGUAAGAACAAGCGUACUUAAGACUACCUCAAGUACUGAUGGAGACCUGGACGUCCCUCAACGUCGCCAUAGUUCCACCUCAUCACAUCCCGAUAAUGACCAUCCACCACCCUUAAGAUCCUCUAGCAACCCGGCGGUAUUGAGCCCAACUUCAAAAACCCCUGUUCUUCUCUCGCCAUUUAACAACACAGAGUUCCCCUUCGGUAGCAAUCCAUUUGUGAACUACCCUGGCUAUUCUAAUCCCAUUGGCUAUCCUCAUCCGCCCGCGAGCACUUCACCUGGUUUUAGCUCGGGCUUCGCAGGUCAAGCUAAAACCUCGGCUGUAUCGAGCCCGACCUCGACCAGCUCGUCAGGCAGUACUGGGUCGAAUGCUCAAAAGAAUGCGUACGAGUCCAGUUUUCCACCUACCACAAAAUUGAGCGAGUCCCUCGGAUUUAACGGCUUUCCAACCGCUAUACCUACAUCUUCGGAGGCGAAGUAUACGAAACAAUUAGAUCUCGAAGAUGACUCGGAGAUGAAGGUCUUCAACAGUGAUAGCGAGAACGAGCCGAGCGAUAGUCUGGAUGCUAGCGAAGAAGAUACCGUCACCCCUUCAAGUCCCGUGCCAUCGUAAUUUCACCCUUGUAAUUAUCAACUGAGCGGGAAAAUAGAGACUGGAGCGCGAUAUGUUUUGAAUAGGGAGUUAGAAAUCUCCAUCUUAAUAUGGAAGAGAACUUUGCUGCCAUCGUCUUCAGCGGAUAGGGAUAGUUGAAUAUCGUAGCCUCGUUCGCAGUUAUUGAAAAUUUGCUUAGCAGCAUCGCCUUGCCAGUCUCUAUUUUCCUACUUUGGUGAAUUUCCAUGAAAAUCUUGAUGGUUUUUGAGUUGUUUUUGGGUAAGGCAGUGGGUAGUGGUGAUGGUUGGUUGGUUGGGCAAAAGUAUUUAUUUGGCGACAACUAUAUAAGUAAAGAAAGUAAAAUAAAAUAUCUUCCUACGGAGAUUUGAACGUUUAAUUUGGUUUUGCAUAAUUUCCUUAAUAAGACAUUUAUGUAUAGAAUUUACUAUUUAAUAGAAAACACUAUCGGCUGCCGUAGAAAGAAUUUGUAACACGUAUGUAUGAUAUUUUUUAAAUUCUAACCAUCCGUACUUAUUUAUGCUAACCCACAGGAAUUUUCUAUAUAUCUUUGUUAAUAGAUUGUGAAUAAUUAAUAUGGAAUAAUUAUAGUACUUUAACUUCAUUUUUGAAUGCUGUGUAUUAAUGUGAAUUAA
Molecule: messenger RNA, 8830 nt
Organism: Dendronephthya gigantea
Lineage: Eukaryota; Metazoa; Cnidaria; Anthozoa; Malacalcyonacea; Nephtheidae
Product: chromodomain-helicase-DNA-binding protein 8-like
Exons: 41
Coding region: 306-8198 (2630 amino acids)
Molecular function (GO): ATP binding; ATP-dependent chromatin remodeler activity
Source: RefSeq, a predicted model, not a curated record